AUGGCUAACAUUCCGACUGCAACUAAAGUUUUGGUUGUAUUACUGGUUGUGUUCAUGAUAUUCAUGAGGUCUGAGGAGGCGCGAAUCCACAAAUCGAAGGACCUCGACAAACAACUUCUUUUAAGUAAAGUACUAAAUACCAAACCAAAAAUGGAGUUCCGUGGACGACGGAUUUCCACAUUGGAAGCACCUACUGAUAGAGUGUCACCUUCAGGACCAGAUCAUGCACAUCACUCUACUCCCCCAGAAAACCUUAACGAAGCAGCAGCUAGCGCUAUGCAGGAGCUAGCACGCAAACCCUUCUCGGGGGCAGUCAAGCCUUUGUGCCGAGUCCAUAGUGCCACCGAGAAUAUAUUUAGAUCACUUGCUCGACAAUCGAGUCUAGGUCGGCUCUCCAGCACAAUGCGUUGUCGGAACAUGGUGUUGACUCUGAUAGACUUUCACCAGGAGGACCAGAUCCUCGGCACCAUUAUUGACCAAGUUGUUUUAGGGAGCUCCAGCUUCCUAGAUAGAUUAUAUCUAAGCUUCGAGGGCAACUUAGGGUUUUUGGGUGGUACAUGUAUGGCUUCUGGGAGUGUAGUAGGAGAAGGAGGAAAUGAAGGAGGAGAGGUUAGAGAGAAACAAAGGUAUACAGAGAGUAAGGUUUAUACUCGAAAAUCCUUUAAAGGGCUAAAAAAGAACAGCCUCACCACCACCACCAAGAACACCGCCACCACCACUGAUAACAACAACAGUAACACAAACCUAACGACAACCACCAUCACAGCCACUGCAGACAACAACAACACCACAGCAACAGCUGCCACCGCCGUUACUGAAACUACAACUGCUCCAACAACCACCUCCACUGUUGCAACUGAAACUGCAGCUGCUCCAGCCAAUACCUCCACGGCUGCAACUGAAACUGCAGCUGCUCCAGCCACUACCUCCACUGCUGCAACUGAAACUGCAAGUGGAGCAGCAACUACAACUGCUAAUGAAACUAAGGACAAGUAUAACAACGAAAAGGACUUGGUUGAAGUGAGAGAAUCGGAACCUGUAGCUAUAGAUGUCACGGACCCUGCCCGGCAAGCGCAACAGCCUGUUUCUCACUCAAUUGUGGUUUCAGAUGAUUCCGCCAGUCUAAAUAGGCCGGAAGUUCAGGAGGUGGUGCCUAGUGUGAGAAAGCAAGUUGUGGGGAGGGAGCAGGAUGUGGGGAAUGGGGUGGUGCUGAAGGAAGGGUUGGACAACAGGUUAAAGGUGGAUUUGUUGUCACGAUCAAAGCAGGAGAAGAGAGAGCUCAGAAAGAAGUUGGAGAGUGAGCUUGAUAUGGUGAGGAGUUUGGUGAAGAAGAUUGAGGCUAAAGAAUUGCAGCUUGCUGUUGGUCGAUUGACUAAUCCUCGGGUGGUGUUGGUGAAUGAUGGGGUUGAUAAUAGAUUGAGGAGGGUUAAUUCAGAAGUGGGAUCGGUGGGUGUUCCCCGUGAGAGUACUACUCCUAUUCUUACUCCUACUCCUAGGCAGUCUAGGCCCUUGAAUCAGCUUAGUAUAUCAGUGCUGGAGAAUAGCCAAGGUGUGGGUGAGUUUGUGGAGAAAGAGAAGAGGACACCAAAAGCAAAUCAGUUUUAUAGAAAUUCCGAGUUUUUGCUUGCAAAAGACAAGUUUCCACCAGCCGAGAGUAACAAGAAGUCAAAAUUGAAUGGGAAGAAGCAAGGGGCAGGGGAAUCAGGAUUCGGGUUCGGGACAAGCACUAAGAUUUUCAAGAAUUGCAGUGCUUUGCUUGACAAACUGAUGAAGCAUAAGCAUGGUUGGGUGUUUAAUACUCCUGUUGAUGUGAACCGUCUUGGUUUGCAUGAUUACUUUACCAUUAUCAAGCAUCCUAUGGACUUGGGCACAGUGAAGUCCAGGCUGACCAAAAAUUGGUACAAGUCCCCAGAAGAGUUUGCAGAGGAUGUGAGACUUACAUUUCACAAUGCUAUGAAGUAUAACCCGAAAGGGCAAGAUGUUCACGUAAUGGCAGAGCAGUUAUUGGAUAUAUUUGAGUCUAGGUGGGCUGUUAUGAAGUCGGAUUAUGAUCGUGAGAUGAGGUUUGCCUCUAGUUAUGAGGUGGGAAUUCCCACACCUACAUCAAGAAAAGCUCCUCCAUUUGUACCACCCCCUCUUGAUAUGAGGAGGAUUUUGGAUAGAUCAGAAUCAAUGACAUAUCCAAUUAUUGAUACCAGACCCAAACCCAUUAUCACUACACCUUCUGUUAGAACCCCUGUUCCAAAGAAGCCUAAGGCAAAAGAUCCACAUAAGAGAGACAUGACUUAUGACGAGAAGCAGAAGCUUAGUACAAACCUCCAGAGCUUACCUUCAGAGAAACUGGACAACAUUGUACAGAUAAUAAAGAAGAGGAGCUCAGCACUCUCCCAACAUGAUGAUGAGAUUGAAGUAGAUAUUGAUAGUGUUGAUGUGGAGACUCUGUGGGAGCUGGAUAGGUUUGUGACCAACUAUAAGAAGAGUUUAAGCAAGAAUAAGAGAAAAGCUGAACUUGCUAAUCAAGCUAGAGCAGAGGCUCAGCAGAAUGCGCAUCAGAAGAUCCCAGCACCAGUCGUGGUGGAGGCACCGAAAGAAACAAAAGCAGAUGAAAGGAACGUCUCCACUGUGUCACCUGUUCAAGUGGAGAAACAGGGAGACAAUGGAAGCAGGUCUAGUAGUUCAAGCAGCUCCAGCAGUGAUUCUGGAUCUUCUUCAAGUGACUCUGACAGUGACAGCUCAUCAGCGUCUGGAUCUGAUGUAGGAAAUUAA
Messenger RNA from Dovyalis caffra, 2766 nucleotides. NCBI's taxonomy places the organism in Eukaryota, Viridiplantae, Streptophyta, Magnoliopsida, Malpighiales, Salicaceae. The record is from the annotation of a GenBank genome assembly.